Messenger RNA from Marasmius oreades (fairy-ring Marasmius), 1122 nucleotides. RefSeq lists its product as uncharacterized. Lineage: Eukaryota; Fungi; Basidiomycota; Agaricomycetes; Agaricales; Marasmiaceae. The transcript has 5 exons. The record is from RefSeq and is a predicted model, not a curated record. The coding region runs from base 1 to 1122 and encodes 373 amino acids.
AUGCAGAGUCUAUCGCUUGGACGUCCACCAUCCAUCUGUCUGGCUCACGUCGAUACCAAGCCACCUUCCUACGAUGCACACGGCCUAUAUGUUCCCGAGGAAGAGGUAAUAUAUCACCAAUGGAAAAACACAUUCUUUAUUCAAUGUCUGAAUCCGGCUCUUGAGACUAUCAUUGCAGUCCAGCCUGUGGACUAUUCUGUAACUCUUGGCUUGGACGCGCAAAUACGCGACUUUGCCGUACCGGAUCUACUAGACAAUCGUAAAGGAAACCCGCCGCCUGCGCGUUUCCUUGCCAUGCAACGGGCACUAUUGUCUACUGGUCGGGACAUCGUCAUCUUACAACUUCACCGCCGUUAUUUUAUUCAGACAAUGAGCAGUCCCGUGGCCUUUGAACUACAUCAUACCUACGCUCCCUCAGUGUUGGCUACAUAUCUCGGUGCAGCAUCUAUCAUUACAGCAGUUGAGAUGUUAUUCGAAACCGAGGCGCAACUGAGCGCACGGUUUUUAUGCUUCUGGUUCAACUCGUUUUCGGCAGCUGUGACGUUGGCUCUUCUUGUGUCUCGUGCGCCUGCAUCUCCUCUAGCUCCCUGCGCGUUGAAUGAUCUUGAUAGGGUUAGCCGCCUUUUCCGUAAAGCGGCCAAGAUUCUACCUUUCAGUGUAAAAACUCUGCCCGUAAUGUUGAAAAUGACAGAAAAGGCUCGUAGCAUCCACAUGAAUUGGCGAACUCAAGCUGGUAUUGAUCAGACAAAGUUUGGAAAUGACGCUCAGCUCCGCCUAGGCGAAGUUGGGAACUGCAUACUCCCAUCGUUCUCAGGUUCCCAUUUCAUGCUUCGUCAAUACCUCGAACACCUCAGAAACAUUACACCUAUGAUGCCUUUGUCUAUCCCAGCACCUCCAUCGACCGCUACCAUAGAUCACUUGCUAUCCUCCAAUAAUCGUGCAUGGCUACCUGAUAUCUACUCUUUCAACAGCGUGGGUGUUGGCGUCGAAGGUUAUGCAACUUCGCCUCCCACUCCGUUCAUGCCCUCGGAGCCAAGAGUCAAAAACUUGGAAUCUCUCAAUUUCGACCACGGAGCUUUGAUGACUGAUUUGGAAGAGACUAGUUUCAUGGCGUGGUUCUAG